This is a messenger RNA of Hevea brasiliensis (rubber tree), 1633 nucleotides long. RefSeq lists its product as uncharacterized. The record is from RefSeq and is a predicted model, not a curated record. The transcript has a single exon. NCBI's taxonomy places the organism in Eukaryota, Viridiplantae, Streptophyta, Magnoliopsida, Malpighiales, Euphorbiaceae. Bases 16 to 1467 code for a protein of 483 amino acids.
AUUAGGGCAAUUUGAAUGCGAGUGCAACCCACAACUUGCCAAAAUCUAACACGUAGCAUCCAUUCUUUUACAGCUAUAAAUACCAGUCCUUUCUUUGCACUGCAGCCUCUCUUUCUCUAUCAAAAAGCACUCAGUGGCAGCUGCGUUCACUUUUCUCCAUUUUCACUUCUUCAAAGCGUACGCAAAGAAGCCUCAGACCUCAAACUUCAGCUUCUUUUUCCCACUCCAGAGACUGUAAACCCUGCAGAUUUUUUCGCUGCCACAAUGGUCGACGUCGACCGGAGAAUGACCGGUCUCAAUCCGGCUCAUAUAGCCGGCCUACGCCGUCUCUCUGCCCGAGCCGCCACUCCCUCAACCGCUACUUCACUUCCUGUCCGUAAUGGUCUAGUCUCUUUCUCUUCUCUGGCGGAUAAAGUUACAACUCAUUUGCGUAACUCCGGUAUCCAAGUCCAGCCGGGUCUUUCUGACGCUGAGUUCGCGCGAGCUGAGGCAGAGUUUGGCUUCGCUUUCCCUCCCGAUCUUCGCGCCGUACUCUCCGCUGGUUUGCCCGUUGGUCCUGGCUUCCCAGACUGGCGUUCCGCUGGUGCUCGCCUCCAUUUACGUGCCUCGCUCGAUCUUCCUAUCGCUGCUAUCUCGUUUCAAAUCGCACGCAACACUCUCUGGUCCAAGUCAUGGGGCCCGAGACCAUCCGACCCGGAAAAGGCAUUAAGGGUGGCGAGAAAUGCGCUGAAGAGAGCUCCGCUUUUGAUUCCCAUUUUCAACCAUUGUUACAUUCCUUGUCACCCUUCUUUAGCUGGUAACCCCAUCUUUUUCGUCGAUGAGAAUCAGAUCUUCUGUUGCGGUUUGGAUCUAUCUGAUUUUUUCGACCGAGAGUCCCUCUUCCGGAGCUCCGAGUCGGACCCUAUACUUCUAAAGACGCAAAGAUCCGUUAGCGAGAAGUCGGCUGGGUCUUCCAUAAAUUAUUUGCGUCGAAGCUUGGAUACGGAUACAGCAAAUGGAGCGAGAACCCCUAGAUGGGUCGAGUUCUGGAGCGACGCAGCCGUGGACCGCCGGAGGCGAAACUCGGCAUCUUCCUCCUCAGAGUCAUCUUCUUCGGAGCAGUUUUUCGAUAUACCGAGAUCGGAGAUGCCAAAAUGGGUGGAGAAGUACAUAGAGCAAAUCGGUUCGGUUUUGAGAGAGGGAGGUUGGAGCGAAACUGACAUAGCUGAGAUUGUACACGUGUCAGCAUCUGGUUUCUUUGAAGGGGAGAUGGUUUUGUUGGACAAUCAAGCAGUCCUGGACGCUCUGCUGUUGAAAGUGGAUCGGUUCUCCGAUUCGCUCCGGAAAUCUGGGUGGAGCUCCGAAGAAGUUUCAGACGCGUUAGGGUUUGAUUUUCGACCGGAAAAGGAAAGGAAACCCGCUAAGAAAUUGUCACCUGAGCUGCUUGAGAAGAUUGGGAAAUUAGCUGAGUCAGUUUCCCGGUCAUAAAGUCAGCAUCGAUUUUUUUUUUUUUUUUUUAUAGCAAGGCCUCGUUGUCGGGGUGGUUUUCUUUUUUUCUUUUUUAAGAGUGAAAAUUGAAAAUACAUGGGGAAACGCGUUGUACAAUGAACCAAAGCUUAAAAGGACUAAAAGACAAAUUUUCAUCUAAUAUAAA